Penaeus vannamei (Pacific white shrimp) is the source of this 1051-nucleotide messenger RNA. RefSeq lists its product as uncharacterized. Lineage: Eukaryota; Metazoa; Arthropoda; Malacostraca; Decapoda; Penaeidae. The record is from RefSeq and is a predicted model, not a curated record.
CACAGAGUCCUUAUCAGCAAAGCAAAAAGCACAGGCUUAACACACUAAUAACAACACAAAAAGCCACGUGUGUGUAUAUCAACGGUUGUAAUAUUAUUGUCAACACAUUCAAUACCCAAGACUUGUGAACAAUUGAUCGGUUAAUGCAAUUUGUUUGUGAUACUUCUCUGCUUCUAACAUCAAGAUGAAGCCCAGUGUGCAGGUGGCAGUGGUGUUGGUGGUGGUGGGGGUAGGGGUGGCCAGUGCCGCACCUUUUCCAUUUUCAGUCGUGGACUCUCCUCAGACAAGACUUUUCCAGUCCCUUUCUCCAACUGAGCGGACUGCAGUGCUUCAUAUGGCACUUACUGGCCAAGUUGCUAAUAAAUUGAUGAUACCUGGUCAAGCAUCUCAAGGUCGCUUGGCUGAACCCCAGGUUUUGAUACUGGCACUCCAAUUACGCUACUGGAUAAGGACUCACUGGCAACUAACACCUGAACAGAUACAUGAGAUUGAGGAAACAGGCAAAUUAUGUAAUAAUGAAGGAGUGUGCAUUGACUUCGGUGGCGACUGGGGAAGUAACUGCUGUCCAUUCGGCUAAGAUUCUGAUUCUGGGAUAUUACAAGGGAAAAUGCCUGAGCAACUUCAAUGGAUAACAGUUGCAGCCUUCCACAAUGUUAAAUGAAAGACAGAUCACACAUGAUUUUAAAAUAAAUUUCCAAACAAUGACUAAUUUCAGUUCACCAAAUUUACCUACUGCCUCCCAUAUUACAAGCCUAUAUCAAAAAACUAUCAUCAUGUCACCUAUUAUUUCACUUUAAAAUCAUUUCUUGCAACUGGGUAUCAAACAUCUCACGAAGAGCAAAGAUAAAAUGCAAUAAUACAUAGCCAGCCACUACAGUUUACAGUAUAUAAUAAAAAUAAAGGGGUUAUGAAAAUUUCUCUCCAAAUUAGAUAAUUAUGUGAUCUUAUAUUUUAUAUAAAAAAAAUUAAUGACAAUUUAUCAAUUUGAUCAAUUAAUACUUUUGUAGAUCCAUAAGACAACUUUCAUAAAAGCAUCGAAGGGACCCACUAA